Octodon degus (degu) is the source of this 522-nucleotide messenger RNA. Its product is annotated as histone H1.0-like. Lineage: Eukaryota; Metazoa; Chordata; Mammalia; Rodentia; Octodontidae. Gene Ontology annotation, cellular component: nucleus; nucleosome. The coding region runs from base 1 to 522 and encodes 173 amino acids. The transcript has a single exon. The record is from RefSeq and is a predicted model, not a curated record. Gene Ontology annotation, biological process: chromosome condensation; nucleosome assembly; negative regulation of DNA recombination. Gene Ontology annotation, molecular function: structural constituent of chromatin; nucleosomal DNA binding; double-stranded DNA binding.
AUGACUGAGAACUCCACACCUGCCCCUGCAUCCAAGCCCAAGAAGACCAAGGUCUCUAAGAAGUCCACAGACCACCUCAAGUAUUCGGACAUGAUCAUGGCUGCUAUCCAAGCUGAGAAGAACACUGCUGGCUCCUCACACCAGUCCAUCCAGAAGUACAUCAAGAGCCACUACAAGGUGGGUGAUAACGCUGACUUCCAGAUCAAGUUGUCCAUCAAGCGCCUGGUGACCACCGGGGUCCUCAAGCAAACCAAAGAGGUGGGUGCCUCUGGGUCCUUCCAGCUUGCCAAGAGCGAUGAGCCAAAGAGGGCAGUGACCUUCAAGAAGACCAAGAAGGAGGUCAAGAAGGUGACCAUGCCAAAGAAGGCAGUCAAGCCCAAGAAGGCUGCCUCCAAAUCUCCAAGAAAGAAUCCUAAAGCCACCUCAGUCAAGAAGGCCAAGAAGAAGGUGGCUGCCACACCCAAGAAAGCAAAAAAAAUCCAAGGUUGUCAAGGCCAACCCAGUCAAAGCAUUCAAGCCUAA